UGUUUGGCACUGCGAUUCUCUAGGUGAUUAUUCGCAUUUUAGUCAAAAUGUUCGACAAGAUACAUCAACAUUUUUGAGAGGAAUUCAGUUGAGUAAUCGUCAAGGUGAAGCUAUAUUUGACACUAUUUAUCCUGGAUGGUAUCCGGGUAGAGCUAUUCAUGUACACGUUAAAGUUCAUGUUGGUGGAUCAAUUACAAAUUCUAGUGGUACAUAUAUGGGUGGACAUGUGUCUCAUAUUGGACAGUUGUAUUUUAAUGAAACUCUGACAGAUCAAAUUAGUCAACUAGCGCCCUACAACACGAGAAGAGGAGAAAGACUGAGAUUAACAAAUGAUUUUACAUAUACAAGACUAAAUGGAUCAGCAGCUAUGGUCAAUGUUCAACUGAAAAAUCAGGCGAAUAAUUUAAGUGGAGGUAUUAUUGGGCAUGUAACACUUGGAGUUGAUUCAAAACAAACAGUUCAAGCAGAAAUGGAUUUUGGUAUGCGACCACCGCGUCCUGGACAACGACCACCGCCACGACCAACUCGUCCUUAG
Messenger RNA from Didymodactylos carnosus, 535 nucleotides. NCBI's taxonomy places the organism in Eukaryota, Metazoa, Rotifera, Eurotatoria, Philodinida, Philodinidae. The record is from the annotation of a GenBank genome assembly.